AUGGAAGGAGAGAAAGAAGCCAAAGCAAUAAUGGAAAAGUUGUGUAUCACUGAAGACGAUUUGCUAGAAGGCGCCUACAUGGAUAUGUUGAAAGAAAAUUCAUAA
Messenger RNA from Haemonchus placei, 105 nucleotides. NCBI's taxonomy places the organism in Eukaryota, Metazoa, Nematoda, Chromadorea, Rhabditida, Trichostrongylidae. The record is from the annotation of a GenBank genome assembly.